AUGCCUAGAUCUUCUCGUACAGGUGAACUGCAAUAUAAUCCUGAGAUAGAGAAGACUGCUCGUGCAUUGAGAAAAGCAACAAGAGAACGAGCAGAGGCAUCCUCCUCAUCUACUGGACAUAAUUCAGUAGUAGAUUUUGUGGAUUCAUUUAGUGAGACGGAAGAGAUAGAUAGCACCAUGGCUAAUGAACGGACAUUGAGAGAAUUGGCUGCACCAGAUUUAAAUCAACAGCCUCUAUGCAUUACUUAUCCUACAUUAGAGGUUGCAUUUGAGUUAAAAUCUGGACUAAUCCAUUUACUUCCUUCUUUUCAUGGCUUACCAGGUGAAGAUCCCCACAAGCAUCUCAAAGAAUUCCAUGUGGUUUGCUCGACAAUGAAACCUCAGGGAGUCACAGAGGAGCAAAUUAAAUUAAGAGCCUUUCCAUUUUCCUUAGCCGAUAAAGCUAAGGAUUGGCUCUAUUAUCUGCCCUCUGGGUCAAUAUCCACAUGGACAGACAUGAAGAAGCAUUUCCUAGAAAAAUUCUUUCCUGCAUCCCGAGCUGCAAGCAUUAGGAAAGACAUCUGUGGAAUUCGACAAUUCAAUGGAGAGACUCUACAUGAAUAUUGGGAAAGAUUCAAGCAACUAUGUGCUAGUUGUCCUCAUCAUCAAAUUCCUGACCAACUUCUCAUCCAGUAUUUUUAUGAGGGUCUGUCCCAAACUGACAGAAGAAUUAUUGAUGCUGCCAGUGGGGGCUCCUUAGUGAAUAAAACACCCACGGAGGCAAGAAAUUUGAUAUCGAGUAUGGCUGCAAAUGCUCAACAAUUUGGAGACAGGCAGGAUAACACAACUCGUAGAGUCAAUGAGGUAAGUAAUUCUUCAAUAGAGCAAAGAUUAGAUUGUCUAACUUCUUUGGUUGAAAAGUUAGCUAUAGGACAAAUGCAGCAAUUGAAAACAUGUGGAAUCUGCUAUGGUUCGAGUCAUCCAACAGAUAUGUGCCCCACACUCCAAGAUGAUUCGACUGAGCAGGCUAAUGCAGUUGGAUUUCCAGGACCACCUCAGAGGCGGUAUGAUCCCUAUGCAAACACCUAUAAUCCAGGAUGGAGGGAUCAUCCUAAUUUUAAUUAUGCAGCAAGGCCACCAGGAUUUCCACAACAGUCACAAUAUCAACCUAGACCUCAACUUUCACAGCAACAAUCUGCUCCUAAAUCAGUCAAUAGAUUGGAGUCCCAAUUAUCUGGAAAGCUACCUUCGCAGACAAUUGUCAACCCCAAGCAAAAUGCCAGUGCCAUCACAUUAAGAAGUGGCAAAGAGUUGCCUGAGCCGAGCAAGAGAAUUUCUGAACAAGCAAUCGAGGAAGAGCUCGAAAAAGAGGGGAAUGUGUCUCAACCUAGGGCCUUAGAACAACCAGAUUUUGGAGAAAAAUCAACACAAGUGGUUACACCUCCGCCUCCAUUUCCUAGUCGACUGGCAAAGUCUAAAAAGCAAGAACAAGAACAGGAGAUUUUGGACACUUUUCGAAAAAAAAAGUUGAAAGGAAAUGAGAAAGUGCAUAUGGGAGAAAAUGUCUCGGCAGUUCUGCAGAAAAAAUUGCCUCCUAAAUGCAAGGAUCCGGAUUUUUAUGUGCUUGAUAUGGAGGAUGAUAAUUCUAAUUCAUCUCCAAUGCUGUUAGGGAUACCAUUUUUGAAAACUGCUAGAACAAAAAUUGAUCAAAAUUUUGAAUUUAAUAAUGACGAUGCGUUGAAGGUUGCUAUUUCUACUGGUCUCUCUUUUGUCAUCUAUUGUGCAAGCCCCGAAGGUGGAAUUAAAGCAGUUACCGGAUAA
Coffea eugenioides is the source of this 1800-nucleotide messenger RNA. RefSeq lists its product as uncharacterized. The record is from RefSeq and is a predicted model, not a curated record. Lineage: Eukaryota; Viridiplantae; Streptophyta; Magnoliopsida; Gentianales; Rubiaceae. The transcript is spliced from 6 exons. Bases 1 to 1800 code for a protein of 599 amino acids.